Messenger RNA from Bactrocera oleae (olive fruit fly), 1320 nucleotides. RefSeq names its product SAP30-binding protein. The record is from RefSeq and is a predicted model, not a curated record. Gene Ontology annotation, cellular component: nucleus. Gene Ontology annotation, biological process: regulation of DNA-templated transcription. Lineage: Eukaryota; Metazoa; Arthropoda; Insecta; Diptera; Tephritidae.
CUGUUAGUGAUGUUGACUUUUAAUUAUGUACAUACUUGUACACACAUUCAAACAUUGAAUGAAACAAAAUAGUAUCUCAAUCAUAAUAUAUUUUGCAGACAGAAAAUAUUGCAGUUAUUUUCAUUUCAACCCAUUUCAUGCUCCGUCUAAAAACGUCAUACGGAGUGUUGUUCAGUGAAGCCAGAAGGGGUUGUUCAGAGUAGGGUGAUGAAUGAAUGCUCGACAGCUGAUUUUUUGAUCGGCUUCAUAAGAAAACAAACUUUUUCAUCCUAUCUAUCAUAAAUAGAAUUCAGAGCAGCAUUAUUUCAUUAGAAGUUAAAAAUGAGCAAAGCUUUACAAAGCCUAACUGCACAGUACACGGAUUCUGAAAAUGAGGGCGAAGUGGAAGAGGACAGUCCAGAUUCGUCGAAUUCGCAAGCAUCUCAGGUUAUUAUUCCAAAACAACCAAGUCCAAAGGAAGAAAAAAUAGAAAAUUCGCCUAAUCAAAAAGAAAAUAAACGCAGAAAACGUAAGAAGUCGGUGCGGCGUUUAGUUAGUUAUCAGGAUGACACAGUAAUAUCGGAUGAUGAUGAAGACGAAAGUACAUCAUCGGAAUCAAGUAAUCACUCAGAAGAAGAAAGUGACCACGAUGAAACUAGUUCACAUAGUAAUGCACAAACAUCAAGAGAAACCACAAACAGUGUGCAAAUGGAAGUUGACGAGAAUAAUGAAUUGGCCAAUGAAACAAAAUCUCCAAAAAAAGUUGAUAAGCUCAGUAAAUAUGCACACUAUGGAUUUUCAUUACCUCCAGAGCCUAAAGGAAAGCCUUCAGCUGAAUUAGUUGAUAAAAUAAAGCAUUUAUAUGACAAGAUGGAAACAACCAAUAUGGACAUGAACCGUGUUAUACAGGGCCGCAAGGAAUUUCGUAAUCCAAGUAUAUAUGAAAAACUGAUACAAUAUUGCGACAUAAAUGAGUUUGGAACCAAUUAUCCACCUGAAAUGUAUGAUCCAUUACAAUGGGGUCCUGAAAGUUACUAUGAGGAAUUGGCCCGUAUUCAAAAAAAUGGAAUGCUCAAGCGACAAAAGGAGCGCAAGGACACAGAUAAAAUUGAACAAGCAACGGCUUUAGCCCGAAAAGUCGAAGAAGAAGCUAAGAGACGAAAAUCAAAGUGGGAUCAACCAGCUGCAGCCGUUAAACCUAUUCCGCCAACACUAACCACCACUGUUACUGGUACCAAAGGUACUGUAAUAUCGGCUUUUGGUUCUCUGCCGAAGAAACCCGCAGUUUAAAAUAAAAUAAUAAAAAUCAAGAUUGAGUAAAUAAAACCUUUUAAAAACUUA